Molecule: messenger RNA, 3304 nt
Organism: Salvelinus sp. IW2-2015
Lineage: Eukaryota; Metazoa; Chordata; Actinopteri; Salmoniformes; Salmonidae
Gene: ttc7b
Product: tetratricopeptide repeat domain 7B
Biological process (GO): phosphatidylinositol phosphate biosynthetic process; protein localization to plasma membrane
Cellular component (GO): plasma membrane
Molecular function (GO): protein binding
Source: RefSeq, a predicted model, not a curated record
CCAACCCGUACCGCAGCUGAUGAUUCGUGGCUGUCGUGUUUUGGUCUCUGCUAACGCCGGAGUCUGAAGAUGACAGCGAGAAAGUCUGGAUCACGACUCGAGACCGAGAUAGAACGAUGCCGUUCGGAAGGGCAAUGGGACAAGAUACCAGAGCUUGUACGGCAGCUGUCUGCCAAACUAAUAUCAAACGAUGACCUGGGGGAGCUGCUGCUGGGGGAGGCCAAGCUCCAGCAGUACAUCAAGGAGAACCCCAUCAAGCAGGGGGCCAGCCCCAGGGGCCCAAGACCCAGGCUAGUGGAGGUCCAUAAGCACCUGACCGCUGCCCUGGACCGAGGGAACCUCAAGCCGGACUACAUGCAAGAGGCCAGCAUGUUAAUGGCCAAGCUGUCCUACGUGGAGGGAGACUACAGUGAAGCCAUCAACCAGUAUGGCAAAGUGACCCUGGACGAGCUGGCGCUGGUGGGAGCCCCUGUCUACCGUCUCUCCAUGAUCGCCGAGGCAUACGCUACCAAAGGUCUGUGUCUAGAGAAAGUCCCGGCUGCGUCUCCGGCCCUGUCCAAUCGUAACGUGGACAAAGACCAAGAAGUGAUUACCUGCUAUGAGAAGUCUGGAGACAUCGCCCUGCUCUACCUACAGGAAGUAGAGAAGGCCCUCAGUGCGGGGAUGCAGAACCGCAGUCCAAAGCCAGGCCCAGUGGCACAGGAACAGGAGCUGGGAUACUUCCUGGAGACUGGACUUCAGAGGGCACAUGUCAUCCACUUCAAAAACGGUAACCUGACCCGGGGAGUGGGCCGCUUCCGGGAGAUCCUCCGAGCUGUAGAGACCAGGACCACACAGAACCUACGAAUGACCAUAGCGCGACAGCUAGCAGAGAUCCUGCUGAGGGGGAUGUGUGAGCAGAGCUACUGGAGUCCUCUGGAGGACCCGCCCAGCCAGUCCCCCCUGGAUGACCCCCUACUACGCCAGGGAGCCCCCUACACCAAGGACUACGCACUCAGCCGCAGGCCACGUGUCUACUCCGGAGAGAAUCUGUUUUGUCCACAGGAAAACACAGAAGAGGCUCUGCUCCUGUUGCUGAUCAGUGAAUCUAUGGCCAACAGAGAUGCGGUGCUGAGCAGGAUUCCAGAGCACAACAGCGACCGCAUCAUCAGCCUGCAGAGUGCCUCUGUGGUCUACGACCUACUGACCAUCGCCCUGGGCCGACGGGGACAGUACGAGAUGCUCUCUGAGUGUCUUGAGAGGGCCAUGAAGUUUGCCUUUGAGGAGUUCCAUCUCUGGUACCAGCUGGCCCUUUCACUGAUGGCUGCUGGGAAGUCGGCCCGAGCGGUAAAGGUACUGAAGGAGUGUAUCCGUCUGAAGCCCGACGACCCAACCAUUCCCCUGCUAGCCGUCAAGCUGUGCAUCGGAGCACUCCAUUGGCUGGAGGAAGGAGAGUGUUUUGCUAAGAUGGUGGUGGACAUGGGGGAGAAGGCCUCAGAGUUCCGAGCUAAAGGUUACCUAGCCAUCGGCCUGGUGUAUAGCCUCAAGGCUACAGACGCGUCCCUACGGGGGAUGCAGGAGGAGUAUCAAAGGAAGGCCCUGGGUGCAUUCCAGAGAGCCCAGAGCUUGUCCCCCACAGACCACCUGGCUGCCUUCUACCUGGCCCUGCAGCUGGCUGUGUCACGGCAGAUCCCGGAGGCUCUGGGGUACGUGCGUCAGGCUCUGCAGCUGCAGGGAGACGACGUGCACUCUCUCCACCUGCUGGCCCUGCUGCUGUCGGCCCAGAAACACUACCACGACGCUCUCAACAUCAUCGAGAUGGCGCUCAGCGAGUACCCAGAAAGCUUCAUCCUGUUGUUCACCAAGGUGAAGCUGGAGACGUUGUGUCGAGGACCUGAGGAGGCUCUGCUCACCUGCAAACACAUGCUGCAGAUCUGGAAGUCCUGUUACAACCUCACCAACCCCAGUGAUUCAGGUCGAGGCAGCAGCCUGUUGGACAGAGCCAUAGCAGACCGAAGGACGCUCAAUGCCAUGACGCUGCCUGACUUCAGUGAUCCAGAGACGGUCUCUGGCUCCUCCUCUCUCUCGGGGUCUGAGCCCGCCUCCCCUUCUUCCCCUCUCUUUCACGCCGGCCCCUCCCACCACCCUCCUCCCAUCACACCCCCCAAGGCCGACCCCCCUCUGCACCCCCCGAAGCCGGCCGGCGGCCAUCAUGCUUUCUGUGACCACACCCCUCGACGACAGUCCACCAAUAGCUCGGUCCACGCCACAUCCAUGGCGGCGUCGCGGGUGGAACAGGCCCUGUCAGAGGUGGCAUCCUCCAUGCAGAGCAGUGCCCCCAAACAUGGACCCCUACACCCCUGGAUGACUCUGGCUCAGAUCUGGCUCCACGCAGCGGAGGUGUACAUUGGCAUGGGCAAGCCUGCGGAGGCGACGGCCUGCACCCAGGAGGCUGCCAACCUGUUCCCCAUGUCCCACAACGUGCUGUUUAUGCGGGGCCAGGUGGCUGAGCUGCGGGGCAACGUGGACGAGGCCAAACGCUGGUACGAGGAGGCCCUCUCCAUCAGCCCCACCCACGUCAAGACCAUGCAAAGACUGGGUCUGAUCCUGCACCAGCUGCAGCGGUACAGCCUGGCAGAGAAGAUCCUUCGGGAUGCGGUGCAGGUGAACUCGACGGCCCACGACGUGUGGAACAGCCUGGGGGAGGUGCUGCAGGCUCAGGGCAAUGCUGCUGCCGCUACAGAGUGUUUCCUCACCGCCCUGGAGCUAGAGGCCUCCAGCCCCAUACUCCCCUUCACCAUCAUACCACGACAACUCUGACCUGGGAGAGAGACGCGCACACACACACACACACACACACACACACACACACACACACACACACACACACACAAGCUGCUUUAUCCCCCCAGUGUGAAGGUGCCAAAAACCUUCCUCAGAAGCGCCACCAUCAACCACCCUGUGAUGUCUCGGGCCCACCUCUUUCAUCCCAAUGAGAUUAGACAACUACCUCUCUCCUCUUGAGGCCAUUCAUAGGCCUAGCUAGAUGAGCUGGAGGGAGGGACCAUGGACAAAAAAUCCAAACACUGAUUAUCUGGUCCAAUAAUGUACAUCAAUGUAACUGUUGUUGCCAUGCCAACACCAAUGUGCUGUCUCCGCCCCCUAGUCUCUGCUGUGACCACUGUAUCGUAUACCACAACCCCUUGCUGUGCCUGACUAUGACUCCUGCACUCCAGCCUUUAUCUAAUCUACACUGAGCAAAAAUAUAAACGCAACAUGUAAAGUGUUGGUCCCAUGUUUCAUGAACUGAAAGAUCCCAGAAAUU